Messenger RNA from Pyrenophora tritici-repentis Pt-1C-BFP, 1015 nucleotides. RefSeq lists its product as uncharacterized. Lineage: Eukaryota; Fungi; Ascomycota; Dothideomycetes; Pleosporales; Pleosporaceae. The record is from RefSeq and is a predicted model, not a curated record.
AUGACUACACAUCCCGAGACCGUUGCGUGCGGUGCGACACCCGACGCUGCACAGCCCGUUACUUCACACCAUAUCCCUUCCGACUCUACUCCGGCCUCGAUUGGUCCCUCGCUAUUGAAAAAACUUUGGUCUUCCGUGAUACAGAGUUUGAAGCCUUUACAGCCCGUUAGAGCUAAGGAAGGAGAUAUAUGGAUCCAGGAGGGGACAGUUGCCUUCGCAAAAGAUGAAAAUCAAAGUGAUAGGACAAUGUCGGCUAUAAUUCAACUCGAUUCAGGAUGCGAAAACGUCAACCUUAUUUCCGCCGAUUUCAUGCGUACGCUUGGCUGGACUCAGGAUCCUUCUUGUGAAGCUCAAGAUGUUGGUGAGCUCCUCAACGGAGAGACGGUUCAGAGCCUGGGGACGGUAAAAGUACGCUGGUUUGCACCCGAGUUCCGUAUGCGCCGCUAUGCAGAUGCCACUUGCCACAUAAUGGAAACGGAAAAAUUCGACUUACUCAUGGGCAAAGCCGACUUGGUCAGAUUACGUCUGUACAAAAUCAAUCGGCCGCCUCGGAUUUUUGCUUUGUACCCUAGAUCCCCUACAGUAAGAGGUGAAAGUCGCCAGCAAAAGAACGAUGAGGCCAAAACUGCACGCGAAAAGGAAAAACAAGACAAGGCGGAACGUGAAAAACAAAAGGCCCAAGGAAACUCCACGUCAAAUGCGCCGUCGACAUCAUGAGAAUCGCACGGCCUUGCUCCUCACAACGACUCUGCAAUGCUACAUACAUACAUCGAUACAGGGGUUUCCAUUAUUACGACUAAUGAUGCGUCUCUGACCUUUGCUGGUAUACAUAGAGACAGGCAUAUUCCUUUUUCUCUUCAUCGAAGCCACAGUGAUGGCGUAAUGACCUUGAUAAUCUGGGUGGACGAUUUUGAACAAAGAGGGCGGCGUCCCUUCAUUACUCCCACAGGGAUGGCGCAAUGACCUUGAUAAACUGGGUGGAUGGUUUUAAAUAAAGAAGGCGAUGUUUCUUCAU